CGACGACACGAGACCAAAAGACGUAAAAAAAUUUACGUGCAAAACGCGUUUUUAUUUCAUUUUUUUCAUUCACAUUUUCACAAGAGACCCAACAACAGUGCUGUGCGUUUGUUAAUUUUUGAUUGUGAUUGAAGUCAAAUAUCAUCAUUAUGAGCACAUCGAGUGAUCAGACACCACGCUUUGAUAGCGGCAAUGGAGACUCCACCGAGAACACAUCAUCCCAGCAGCAACAGGAACAACAACAACAGCAGCAACAACAACAACCACAAACACAAAAUGGAACAGCAAAAUUGUUACAACAUUUCCAGACAAAUCGCAUCGAUUCAGCAUUAUGGGCAUUGAGAGCGCUGGUCAUUUUCUUUGCUGUCAGCUAUGUGAUACCCAUUUUCACCACACAACAGAGCGCUUUUAGUAAAGUUCUAUUGGCCAAUGCGGCCAUCUCGGCUCUUCGUUUGCAUCAACGUGUUCCUGCAUUUUCAUUUACCCGGGAGUUUGUGGCACGUCUGUUUGCCGAAGAUUCAUGGCAUUAUAUGAUGUAUUCGUUGAUCUUUUUCAAUAUACGUCCCUCCCUGCUGGUGCUUAUACCCGUUGUACUCUAUUCGGUUCUACAUGCAUCUAGUUAUUCGCUCAAAUUGUUGGACAUUAUUGGUCAAAACUCUUGGUGGGGUGCACGUUUCAUUAUCUCAAUUGUGGAAUUCCAGGCUGCUAAUAUCUUGAAGGCAACUGCUUUCUGUGAGAUCUUUAUAAUGCCUUAUGCCAUUAUCCUAACAUUCAUGAGCCAUGCUGGUCUGAUGACACCAAUCAUUUACUAUCAGUAUCUGGUUAUGCGUUAUAGCUCACGUCGCAAUCCCUAUCCACGUACUGCUUUUGCUGAGCUUCGGAUUACCUUUGAAACUCUGGCUGCCCGAUCACCACCACCUGUUGCGAAAAUUAUUCGAGGUGGCAUUGGUUUUGUUAAUCGUUUGGCGCCCCAGCCUCAGCCAGCUCCAGCGCAAUAAUAAUGCAUGGAAAUUGCAUAAAGAUCAACAAUCAGAAAUGACAACCCCAACAACUAAAUAAGUUUAUUUAACAACAACAACAGCAACAAACUAAGAAAACACUAUACGAAAAAAAAACAAAACAAAAGAAGAACACUUCAGCCGACGAGUUUAGGGGCCACCCGUUUUAUAAAUUGUUAGUGAAACAAAACAAAAAAAAACAAAAUUCUUUGCAACUUUAUCGAUAUUUAUUUAGUUAUAUAUCAAUUUUUCUCCUCAUAUCUCCCUUUUCGAUUUGUGUUUCUUUCGGCAUUUAGUUUAUCAAGUUUAAUUACUGCACACAAAGUGUGCAACAAUUUCAAAUUUUUACGAGUGCGUAUUAUUAACAUUAUUAAAGAGAGAGUUAAAAAAAAAAACAAACAAA
Messenger RNA from Drosophila willistoni, 1401 nucleotides. It is a transcript of the gene Kr-h2, whose product is annotated as Krueppel homolog 2. Gene Ontology annotation, biological process: membrane organization; endoplasmic reticulum tubular network organization. Bases 150 to 998 code for a protein of 282 amino acids. Gene Ontology annotation, cellular component: membrane; endoplasmic reticulum. Lineage: Eukaryota; Metazoa; Arthropoda; Insecta; Diptera; Drosophilidae. The transcript is spliced from 5 exons. The record is from RefSeq and is a predicted model, not a curated record.